CACGAACGAAGAAAACCAACGAAUUACGUUGCACACGAGAGAUCGUCUAACGAUUUCGUUCAAUAAAAAAUGGCAAUUGCUGCCUAUUUAAUUUGACAGUGUUUUUGUACUACUCCCCAUGAACGUUAUCUGUAUCAUUUACUAUGGAUUGGUGAAGUAGAGUAGAUUUCAGGAUCAUGAUUUUCUGUUAGCUUGCUAAUGUGCCACUAUAGCUACAAGUAUGGCACUGCAAAAGCAUGACGACAUUGCCCGUGAAAAUGUUGAACUGUCUGGAGAGGAGCCCCGGGACGGAUUGUCAUGUUUCGACCCACCUGUACAAAGAAAAUCUACUGCCAGAACUUUGACUUUGGAAGAAAUUGAGAAACUGACAGGCGACCAGACUUUAGUGUCUGAUUUCAAGCAGAUGAAGUUGGAAAAGGAGGCACAGAAAAACUGGGACCUGUUCUACAAAAGGAACACUACAAAUUUUUUCAAGGAUAGGCAUUGGACCACCAGAGAGUUUGAAGAACUGAAAGCCUGCCGGAAGUUUGAAGCCCAAAAGCUUGUCCUUCUUGAGGCUGGCUGUGGGGUUGGGAACUGCAUCUUUCCCCUCCUGGAGGAAGACCUCAACAUUUUUAUAUAUGCUUGUGACUUCUCGCCACGAGCUGUGGAGUUUGUGAAGCAACACUCCCUGUACUGCCCUGAGCGCUGCACUGUGUUCCAGUGUGACCUGACUAAAGAUGACCUCCAGGUCGCCGUCCCCAAGGACACUGUGGAUGUGGCCACGCUCAUAUUUGUCCUCUCAGCCAUCCACCCAGACAAGAUGCAGCAGACUCUGAACAACAUCUACAGGGUUCUGAAGCCAGGGGGCGUUGUUCUGUUCAGGGACUAUGGUCUGUACGACCAUGCAAUGAUGAGGUUCAAGGCUGGGAACAAACUAGGAGAAAACUUCUAUGUUAGACAGGAUGGCACCAGGUCUUAUUUCUUCUCCAGAGAGCUCCUUGCUGACCUGUUCAAAGUGGCGGGUUUUGAGAGUGUAACUAAUGACUACGUGCUACGAGAAACAGUCAAUAAGAAGGAGGGGCUUUGUGUCCCCCGGGUGUUCCUUCAAAGCAAGUUCAGAAGACCAGCCCAAUUGCAGAGCUCCUAAAGUCCCUUGCCUCAACCAAUGUUGCUGCAUAUAUAACCCAGUGGGAGGUGGGAAAUGACCAGUUCGGAAGUAAAUACAUGUCUGAUGGAUUCAUGCUUUGAAUUCCUUAAGAAACGCUGAUUGGCUAAUAUCCAACAAACGGUUCAACCUUGCCUGAUGACUGAACUGUUCAGCUGCCCUGUCAUUCGCUACAUAUUUCAGUCUGAGUCUCCUUCCAGUGCAGUCCAUUAGGUCAAGUAAAGGGGUGUUUUACUAAACAAAUAAUCAGCAAUUGGGUCAUGUCUGAUCAAUCAGAGAAUUAAAGCCAAUGACGACUUUUUGAAAAUGUUGUUUUGCCGUUGUGUGUUCUGACCAGUUUUUGGGAACAAUCUGAUGUUUAUUUUUUUCUUGCAGCAAAGAUCAGGUUUCCUUUCAUUAACUUGGUGUAAAUGGUCAUAUCAUGGUAUGGCUCUUAGUGGGUGAUUUCAGACAUCAUCAUGUGGGGAAAUUCAGAUUUUAGUGGUCAUUUACUCACUAGUAAUUAUCUCUUUUGAGAGCCAUUCCUGUUUUCUGUCAUGUGUGAUAAAUUCAUACUUGGUUAGAAACACACCAUAAAACUGUCUACCUCACUGAAAGUCUGAAUUCGUCCCAUGUAAACAGACAAAAUUGGACAAAUGCAUACACUGCUGGUUCGAUGAGCAAGUGUGCAGUUUGGAAUAAGCCUUUCUUUAUAAAUAAAACAAUUUGUUUAUCUGA
Molecule: messenger RNA, 1864 nt
Organism: Esox lucius (northern pike)
Lineage: Eukaryota; Metazoa; Chordata; Actinopteri; Esociformes; Esocidae
Gene: mettl6
Product: methyltransferase like 6
Exons: 5
Coding region: 221-1129 (302 amino acids)
Source: RefSeq, a predicted model, not a curated record